Messenger RNA from Trichomycterus rosablanca, 3317 nucleotides. RefSeq names its product helicase (DNA) B (gene helb). Gene Ontology annotation, molecular function: 5'-3' DNA helicase activity; single-stranded DNA helicase activity. The transcript is spliced from 15 exons. Gene Ontology annotation, biological process: negative regulation of double-strand break repair via homologous recombination. The record is from RefSeq and is a predicted model, not a curated record. NCBI's taxonomy places the organism in Eukaryota, Metazoa, Chordata, Actinopteri, Siluriformes, Trichomycteridae. The coding region runs from base 1 to 3135 and encodes 1044 amino acids.
AUGGCACCAGGUAAAACGAUCCAGCUGGUGGGUUAUAUCAUCCCCCCAAAAGACAAAAAGCAAGAUCAGCAUGGAGGAAUUACAGAUGAAGAAUCCGAGGAAGAAGAGAUCGAGAACCCGCCUGAGAUUUUGGACAUGGAUGAGAUGGAUUUUGUGUCUUCUGGUGGCUUCACUUUCGAGCGGUCUUUACCUGCUGUUACUGAAGUUGACUUUAUGUUCCGUGGGCAGAAGCGGCGAGUUGUGGGCCGCUUUAUUCUUAGUGAUCCCUGGUGGGAGAUCUCCUGCCAUGCCCAAAAAAGCGGCCAUAAACUGGUGGUGAAUAGCUACCUACAAGCGGCCUCCUACAGUCUUCAGACAAUGGCAAAAAAAGGGCAAACUUUUGUGCCUCUGUUCUUAGCAAGGUGUGGCGUGGAUUCUGAGUUUGUCACUCAGUUCAUGCAGUGGUUGCCACAGGACCGAUGUGUGGACCUUGUUAACAUUAACGAAGCUCUACGCGACUUUGGAGAGACUAGCCAAGCAGUCAAGAAUGCAGCUGAUUAUGCCAGUUUACUAAUAUCUAAAUCAGAUGCUGGGUUUUUUGUGAGAGCUGCCAGAAUGUAUCCAAAUGUCAUGAAGUACCUGCCAGUGUUGCUGCCAGAACUGUUUUUAAAUCUGCUGCAGCGUGGUAAAGAGGAAGAAGAGAAAGAGGAACAACAGAAGCCUGCAGUGGCUGAAGAAAGUACAGAGGCCCCUUCUCCACAGAAACGUGGUAAAAGGCUUUUACUAGCCAAACUGGAGGAGCUCAUCAAGACUGAUGUGUGGAAGUUAGGAUUUAGCCAUAUCAUGUUUAUAGAGUUUCGGCUAGUCAGGUGUGAGGCCAAACUGAAGGCCUUCAAAUCAUGUGACUUGUUCUCCAAGUUGUCUGCUAAGCAUCGCAACGCUCUGCUAGUGUAUGAUCACCUUAAAUGCUACUGCCGUAAAGAUGGCCAUACCUACAUUGACCAAAAGCUUUUGGACGAAAGAAUGAAACAACACAUGGAAGAAAUCAGCACUUGGGAUGCUGUGGAGUUGCUCUGGAAGCAUGGCGUGCUAAUGGUGGAGAAACGGAAGGUUGCCCUAAGGAACCUUUACCAGGCUGAGAAUGGGAUAGCUGAAUGUCUCCAGGAACUAAUGUCAGAAGACACCUGGAAAAUUGAUCUUGAUGUGAGGGAGGUUCUCCUCUCCGACGAGCGUGAUAGAAUAAGAGCCAGAGAUAAAGAUUCAAGCACAGGGUCUACCUCGGAAAUGGACGACGAACCCAGACUGGACCAAGACCAGGUGCUAGCGGCGGAGAUGAUGUGUGCCAAUGCAGUGACUGUGAUCAGUGGAAAGGGGGGCUGUGGGAAAACCACAGUGGUGUGUUCUAUUUUAAAAGCUGCCAUGAACCAAAAAGAGAACAACAAUGAUGUUAACAGCAGCACCCAGAAGGAGGGUGAAGAGAAGGAGAAUGAUGAAAAGAGCCCUAUAGAGGUCCUCCUGACUGCCCCCACAGGUAGAGCUGCAUCACUUCUGAAAAAAAGAACCAGCUUCCCAGCUUACACAAUGCAUCAGGUUUAUUGGAGUUACAAGAAUGCAUCAAAUAAAGACCCAUUAAAGUGGAAGUUUGCAAAUGUACGAGUGUUGGUGGUGGAUGAGGGCAGUCUGGUCUGUGUGCAGAUACUUAACACAGUCCUCUCCCUGCUCAACAAGUAUGCCAAACUGCAAAAGUUCAUCAUUCUGGGAGAUAUAAGGCAGUUGCCCAGCAUUGCCCCAGGGAACGUUCUCUAUGAUCUGUUCGAAAGUCUGAAGAGGGUGAACUGUGCCAUUGAAAUGCACACCAACCAUCGUGCUGAAUCGGAGCUAAUUGUGGAAAACGCUGGACUAAUAGCAAAAAUUGGUCAGACGAAAAAGUUUUGUGAGCUGAACUUUGAUGCUGUUGUGGAUCCACGUAAACCUCUCACAAUGCCGUUAUCUGACAAGAGCUUUAUUUUGGUCCAACUUUCAACACAGGAAAAAGAUGAUGGUAAGUACAUUUCUGUAAAACAGCUUCAAAGAGGACCGGUCCCUGGCCUACAGGAUGAUGCGUGCUCACAGUUUGUUGCCUUCAGGAGAAACGACUGUAAUCUGAUCAACGAGCUUUGCUGCAAACAUUACUCGGAUCACAACACAAAGACUCAUAAAAACAAACAAAAUUUUCAAGUUGGUGAUAAGAUCUGCUGCACAAGGAAUGGCUAUGUGACUGAUAAAAGCAAGCCGGUGGAUCUCAAUAAUAAGGAGCAGAUUGUUAAAGAACGAUUAUGCAACGGGGAGAUUUUUUUUAUUUUAGAGGAUGUGACUGUGGAAGGCAAGGGCAGAAGUCGAACCCUGACCCUAGAUAAUAAGCAGGACAAAGUGCUGAAGGCGGACUACAGAGAGCUAAUGAGAGAGUGCAAACUGCAGCAUGCCUGGGCCCGAACUAUUCACACCUUUCAGGGCUCAGAGGAGAAAACUGUUGUCUAUGUCCUUGGUGAAAGUAGGUAUCAAAACUGGAAACACGUUUACACUGCAGUCACGCGGGGUCAGAGUCGAGUUUAUGUCAUAGCGAAAGACGACGUCUUAAAGAGCACCAUCCAACGACAGGACACCAGGCGAAACACACGACUAGCUGGCCUUAUCAAGGACGUGGUCCGCGACCUGGGGAUGCCUGGUGAUCAGUGUUACACUCCACAACGAGGUUUCAGCUUUCAUCCUUCUCAGUCCACACCGCAGUCAUCGCCAAGUCCUGGCCCAUCCAGGGCUAACCACGGCAUGACUAAGCAGAGUCCGAAGUGUAACACUCCGAUACGAGGUUUCGGCUUUCAUCCUUCUCAGUCCACAUCGAAGUCAUCGCCAAGUCCUGGCCCAUCCAGGGCUACCCACAGCAUGACUAAGCAGAGUCCAGGUAGUUACCCGAAGGAUGCUGGUGGUUCCAACAACCCACAGUCAGGAGGUUCAGGUCUGUUUAAGCGAGAGAACUGCACAGACAACUGCCCCACUCCACCCAAACAACCGAAGGUGGAAACACCACUGUUGUGUUCCCAAGAUGAGCCAAACAAAAUUACUCCCAGGCAGCUUUACCCAAAAAGCAACCAGGAUUCCCACCAGGACCAGCAACCGUAAAAGCAAACAACAAGAGAGCACAAAGCAGGAUUUAAAGGCUAUUGAGUUAAUUCUGCUUCGGUUUUAAUUAGGCUUUUAUGGAUCACAAAGAUGCUUAGCAUCUAACUAGCACAAUCAUCACAGCAACAUACACCGAUCAGCCAUAACAUUAAAACCACCUCCUUGUUUCUACACACACUGUC